This is a messenger RNA of Trematosphaeria pertusa, 2056 nucleotides long. Its product is annotated as ATP-dependent rRNA helicase-like protein spb4. Gene Ontology annotation, molecular function: nucleic acid binding; ATP binding; RNA helicase activity. The transcript is spliced from 2 exons. Gene Ontology annotation, cellular component: nucleolus. The record is from RefSeq and is a predicted model, not a curated record. The coding region runs from base 93 to 2003 and encodes 636 amino acids. NCBI's taxonomy places the organism in Eukaryota, Fungi, Ascomycota, Dothideomycetes, Pleosporales, Trematosphaeriaceae.
CCACGCCUCAGUAUCGUCCGACACGUGAAGAAGAGGGUUACAACUUUGAGAUUUGAAAGAGCAGGGAUAGAAUCGAGACUUGGGACGCCAGAAUGGCUCCGCAGACACAGACAGAGCGACAAUGGAGCGCUCUCACGCCUCCGCUUUCAGAGUGGCUGUUAGAUGCCAUAUCCGCGAUGGGAUUCGCAGCGGCUACCCCCGUCCAGAAAGCCGCUAUACCAAUGUUCCUGGGCAAUAAGGACGUAGUCGUGGAGGCUGUUACCGGUUCGGGGAAAACUUUAGCGUUUUUAAUACCCAUUGUUGAACGCCUACUUCGGCUAGAUGGCCCUAUCAAGAAGCAUCAUGUUGGUGCCAUUAUUAUAUCCCCCACGCGAGAGCUCGCAACUCAGAUCUACACUGUCCUGCUUUCUUUGCUCAAGUUUCAUGCUCCUUCAGCUUCUGUCAUGAAGGCUGCGGACGACGGGGAUGCCGAUAUGACGGAGGCCGACGCACCUCCUCCGCCGAGCUUUCCACCUUCCACCCUCAAAGUCGUACCCCAAUUACUCCUGGGUGGAACUGUUACCCCGGCUCAAGACCUCAGCGCCUUUCUCAAGAACUCGCCUAACGUGCUUAUCGGGACGCCUGGCCGGCUUCUUGAGCUACUGUCUUCCCCGCAUGUUCAUUGUCCUCAGUCGUCAUUUGACGCGCUGGUACUGGAUGAAGCGGACCGUCUACUAGAUCUGGGUUUCAAGGACGAUCUUCAGAAGAUUCUCUCAAGGCUCCCUAAGCAGCGCCGUACAGGUCUUUUCAGCGCAAGUGUGAGCGAGGCGGUAGACCAGCUCAUCCGGGUUGGCCUGCGCAAUCCCGUUCGCAUUGCUGUCAGAGUCAAGGCACGAGCUAGGCAAGCCGGAAAAGCGGGCGAAGAAGGCAAGAUUGAAGACAAGCGAACACCGGCCAGUCUUCAAAUGUCUUAUUUGACCAUGCCUCCCUCACACAAGCUGCCAGCUAUAAAAGAACUACUCUUAUCCCUACAACCGCAACCGCAAAAGGUCAUUCUGUAUUUGGCGACAUGCUACUCUGUCGACUACUUCCAGCACGUCCUUCCCGAGAUCUUGGAAGGAUAUACUGUCGUUCCACUUCAUGGAAAGCAUCCAGAUAAAGUUCGACGGAAAAAUUUCACUAAAUUCGUUGAAGGCAUGGCGCCCUCCGUUCUUCUUACUACAGACGUAGCGGCCCGAGGCCUGGAUAUUCCUACCGUUGACCUUGUACUGCAGCUGGACCCUCCAAGCGACCCAAAGACCUUUAUUCAUCGUUGUGGCCGGGCAGGGCGAGCUGGCCGCAAGGGCUUGGCUGUGACAUUCCUUACGCCAGGCCCCGAGGAGGAUUAUAUCGAGUUCCUUCGCGUCCGACAGACUCCCAUAUCGUCUCUUACAUCUCCAAACAUUCGCAUCACAUCCGAAGAUGCAGAAGCAGUCACGGAGAAGAUCAGAGACGUGGUCAAAACUGACAGAGCACUCUACGAAAAAGCGCAGCGUGGAUUCGUUUCAUGGGUCCGAGCAUACAGUAAACACACUGCAAGUUCGAUUUUCCGCGUCAAUGACCUGCAAUGGGAAGAUCUGGGUCAUGCAUGGGGUCUCCUAAAACUCCCAAGCAUGCCAGAGCUGAAGAAGUGGGAUGGCGACCGCAAGCUGGGAUUAGAGUUGGACUUCACCACAUACGCAUACAAGGACAAGCAGCGCGAGAAACAGCGGCAAGCGGAACUGAACGGCGACGGGUCGGGUAAAGAGGAUAGGAAGCAUGUGAAGCCCGGACAGGAUACAGCGUGGACUCAGAAGAAGGAGCAACGCGCCACAAAAGAGGUGCGGCGCGAGAAGAAGAAGGCUAAGCGUGAGCAUGAGCGUGUGUCUAAACUGACGGACGCGGAGAAGCAGAAGGAAGCGGAACUCCAACGAAUGAUCGAGCAGGUGAGGAAGAAGGUCGUGGAAGAGGAAGGGGAGGAGGAGUUCGAAGGGUUCAGCGAUUGAGGAACAUCUCCGCAGAUCGCCAAAAGGAAUAACAUGCUAGAAUUUGAGGAACU